AUCGUCAAAAACUUAAACAGAUCAUUAACGGUUUCAUACAUUAGUUUUGACUAUAAAGACAUAAAAGUAAAGAGUUUUGACAAUAUUUUUGAAAGUUUAGGCCAUCCACGAUGAUGUCGUCCCAGCGCACGGAGCAAGCCGUGCAAGAAUUCCUCACGGAGAGAGGAGGGAGGGUCCAACAGAUGGAGCUGAUCGAUCAUUUCCUAUCAGCGUUGGGGGGUGAUGACCAGUCAAAAGAAAGGGUGGAUCGUGAGGUGCUGGAACACACCGUGGACAUUGUGGGUUUUGUAAAGGUGGAAAACGGUGUUAAAUUUGUGUGUUUAAAUACGGAAGGCGGCGCAGAGACCGUGAUGCGUACGGACGCAGAUGGCCACAGUAAUUUGGAGUGCAACGGUAAUAUCCAGGAGACACUGGACAACAACUGUGUCAACGGCAACCCUGACAACGGAGACCAAACAGGAGUAUCCAGCCCUCUGUCUGCCAGCUUGGACAAUGACAAACAGUCAAAUGGCAAGGAGCAACCUGCAGCCCCCUCCCAGACCAACACAGGGACUCCUACAUCUGUUGGAGAAGGGGAGGUGAACCUGAGGGAUAGGAGGAGGCGCGAGUCAGCCCCAGUUAUUGGGAUACCAGAUCUGGACCAGGCUCACCCAGGAGGGUCUCACAGCCAACAGGUGAGAGGGGCACGCAGAGUGUCCAAGGGGUCCCAGCGGGCCAUUCUGACCAGCUGCCUAUCUGAAGACAGUGCCUUGGAGGCCCUGGACCCUUCUGGAGAUAUCAACACGCCCAAGGGAAGUCGUAGGAACUUCAUAGAGCUGAUGAUGAAUAGGUCUCCACAGGUUCGUAGGUCUCUAAUCAGUCGUGGCUCACGCCUCUGGGACUCGGUGAAGGGCGAUGGUGAUUCAGCAUCGCUCCUCUCCUCAGCCACUGAUGAGGACUGUGCUUCAGUGACCCUGGACCCACUGGAGCAUGAGUGGAUGCUGUGCGCCUCAGAUGGCCUGUGGGAACGCCUGCAGUCCCUGCUAGCUGUCGAGCCUAGCCUAGUGACCAAAAGAGACUUUGUGACUGGCUUUACCUGCCUCCACUGGGCAGCUAAGCAGGGCAAAGCUGAGCUGCUCUCCCAGCUGUUGGCCUUCGCCAAGGAGAACACAAUUCCUGUGAAUGUAAAUGUGAGAUCAAGUGCUGGAUACACACCACUACACCUGGCAGCUAUGCAUGGACACACGCAGGUGGUUCGUGUGUUGCUGUCAGACUGGGAGGCGGACCCCGAGGCUCGUGACUACAGCGGAAAGCGAGCGAUCCAGUACCUCCCUCCACCGCUGGCUGCCCACCUGCGGGAGGAGGGAGUGGUCACCUCGCCAGGAGCUGAGUCAGACAGCGAAAGUACAAAUGCCAGCGGUGGUGGAGGACGUGGCUGGAGGUUUCCCAGAGUCCUCCAGGGCAAUCUCAACCCACUGCGGCUGCUGAAUCCACCAGCUGAGGUGGCAGAGGAGGCGGUCGGGAAUGGGAAGACUAAGGGGGGCGUGCAAAGGAAGUCAUCUCUGAGCCGGCUGAAUGCUCGGCUACACCGAGGACGCCACCGAGCCCAGAUCAUCCACAGCGCCUCCUUCAGGGACACAGGGGAAGUGGGAAGAGGAGAGGAGCUCGGCAGCAGUCCUCUCCGAGCCCGACCGCUGUCCAACCUGUUCGGAUGAACUGACCCCAUUUUGAACCAGCAAUACAAAGAUGUAAACCUGUCUGAUGUUUUGAUUUACAGGAUAAUUUCCUCACCUUUACAAGCUGACAAGUAAGACAUUUUUAUGAAGGAAAUUAAUUGUACAAAUCUGAUAUGCAGUGUGAAGCUGAUUUUAAAGUUGUAUUAUUAUAGGAUUUUAAAUUAACAACAACAGCAUGUUUUCUAAAAAAUAUAACUUAUUUUUGUUCCCACUGAGGUUAUUAGUCUUAUGUUGAUCACGAACUGUUCAUGUAGCUUUUUAUUUGUCACAACAGUUCGACUGAAAACUGAACUACACUGUGAAAUGUUCUGAACUUGAUUUUUGUGUUUUUGUAUUUUUUUUUAGGUUCUGCUUUAGAGCAUGUAGCCAUUAUAACACCAGGUUUAUUAGUUUAAUACCUUAUUAGAGCAAACUUCACACAAAUGCAAAAGCACCAGGCAGGGCAUUAUCAUGUUUUCAUUGUACUCACGGUGACAAAGGGUUUGAUGAUAGCACUUGGUCUGAUUCAACACAGUUGUUGUUUGCACUUUUCUAGAACUCAUUUUCUAUUUUUUCAGUCUCCUUUUAUUAGAUGGUGCAGAUUUUUUUAAAUACAAUCCUGUAAUGUGAAUAAAUCUUUUUUUGAAUAUUCAGACUGUUGUAACCACAGAAUCCUUGUAUGUCCAAAUAACCGUGCACAGUCUGUUUGCACUUGUCACUUUGGGAGUGGUAGGUGAUUAUGAGGGGAAACUGCUGAAAAUAAAACCCUGACAGCUGCUCUUAUUUCCAGAUCAUACUUGCACAUUAACAAAUACAUGAUAUAAGUGGGUGAUCAGUUUGUUACACCUUUAGAUGUAUAAGCUUACUGCAUACAGUAUGACACGGGAAUAUUUCCAGGCCACCAUGGCUUUAGUCAGAUCCAGUUAUCAGGACACUGCAAUCAGUUCCACACUGGAGGCGUUUCAAAGUAUGUAGUUUUUUUAUAGAGUGUUUUGAUGUUAUCGAAACAAAUGUGACGUUGAAUGUAAGGUCUGUGUUGUCCACAUGCAUCAGUGUAGCCGUGCAUAUACGCUCACAGUACAUACAUGUUGCUCAUUAAUCAUGUCUGUGUCAUCUGUGACCAGCAGAGUCUAGCUGCUCUAUGUUUAGCUGAGGAGCACAUUUCCCAUAUAUGUGACCUUUACAAUAACACAUCCUAGAUUUCAUAAAUGUUCUCUUACUUUUUUGUAGCAUUUGUAUGAGAUCAUAGGGCAUUUAUGGUUGACACUUUUAAAGUAGAAAUGUAUUAUACAGCCGUCACUUUUUGUGUAAAUGAUGUGUAGUGUUAAUUUUUAUAUCUGUAAGUUACCAUGUCUGUCUUUUUUUGUGAAAUACUGUGAAGUUACUUGGUGUGACAAUGUGUUUUGAUGAGCCACUAUUGUUUUUCUUUUCAUGCAUCAUUCUCAAACAUAAA
Monopterus albus (swamp eel) is the source of this 3147-nucleotide messenger RNA. RefSeq names its product sosondowah ankyrin repeat domain family Ca (gene sowahca). Gene Ontology annotation, molecular function: protein binding. Lineage: Eukaryota; Metazoa; Chordata; Actinopteri; Synbranchiformes; Synbranchidae. The record is from RefSeq and is a predicted model, not a curated record. The coding region runs from base 111 to 1694 and encodes 527 amino acids. The transcript has 5 exons.